Saprolegnia parasitica CBS 223.65 is the source of this 2636-nucleotide messenger RNA. RefSeq lists its product as hypothetical. Bases 1 to 2628 code for a protein of 875 amino acids. The transcript is spliced from 5 exons. The record is from RefSeq and is a predicted model, not a curated record. Lineage: Eukaryota; Oomycota; Saprolegniomycetes; Saprolegniales; Saprolegniaceae.
AUGGCGCUGUGGAAUGCCUCGACGCCAUGCGACGACGCAGCAUGCUUGUCGGCGCUGUGCAUCUCACGUGCGCCUGGUGUCAACCUGACAUCUCUCUGCGCCGUGGCGCACAGUGGAACGUGGGCCUGCUGCGGCCAUGCAAGCUACAACCACGUGUUCCCGAUCGCGCUCUGGCUGAGCUUUGGAUGCGUCACGGUUUGGUGCCACCUGCGCACGGGCCUCUUUGGUGACCUCGUACUUGGCGUCCAUACCCUCCACGACAUUCGAACACAAGCGCUCGGAGUCGUCGUGGCGCGCCAGAAACGUGUCAUUUUUGGCAAAGUGCGUCGGGAUCCGCGCCGUGUCCUGCUCCUCGUCUCCAUGGCCUACGAGGUCGUGGGCUUUAGCUACAUUCCUGGCCAGCUCCUUUUGUAUCAAUUCUUCGACAGGGGGUCGUUUAUGGGCCAAUUCUCCGGCGAGCUGCAGUGGGCCAAGUGCGUUCUGGGCACGGCACUGCUCGUGGUGCUCGAGGUAUGGCCGCCGCGCUGCUGGCCGCGGUCGUGGACCAGCGCCCGGGACAAGCUCCUUGCACCACUGCUCUACGAUCUAUGCUACACAACAGUGCUGUACGGUGUCGUCGAUGUCGGUGGCUGUUGGAACGGCGCCGACGACAUUCGACUACCGGACGGCACGAAUUGCGCCGACGCCUCUCGGUUUUGGCUCUUUCCGACGUUUGGCACCCUGCUUUUUAUCGCCUUUUACUACGGCACGCUCGAGUACAAGCGGCGGCUCAGCGAUGAUAUCUUCUCCGUUCAGUUCCGCUACCAUGCGUCGUUCAACGGUGUCAUGAUCGCCGUGCGCACCGCGGGGGUUCUCGGCUUUUACGCCGUCGAGAAAGGACUGCUCGAGCUCGAUGCGCUCGUCGUGUCGGUCAGCGUCAGUAUCGUGCACGUGUUCAUCUUUGCCACGUUGCUCUACUACAACUACACCCAUCAGCCUUGUUUAGGGGUCGGGUACCUCCCGAACAACCUGCGCAGUCUCUCGUUCGCGAGCGCUUGCUACUCGGGCACGCUCUUGCUUGUCGUCUCGGCCAUGCAGAUGAGUACGGGUCGGCGCGCGUGGACAGCAUACGAAACCAUUCUCGCAAGCGUCGCGACCAUCUUGUAUGCGCCGCUGGCUCUUCUCGUGUGGCGCUGGAACCGCGCCGCCGCGCUGCGCUAUCAAGUGCCCAACGCACCACUUUUGGAAUUGCUGCGGCACAACAACCUCCGCGUGCGCGCCGUCGCAGCCGUGAGCAUGGUCCUCGAAGACGUCGUUCUCGACCCGGUUGAAAUUCGUGCUCAAAUACUCGCGCUGCAUGCGACACUGCAAGCUGCGCCCCACGCCGAGGACGGGUGCGUCGCAGCGUACUCGUGUCAAGCGCUGUGGCACUUGUGGCGCCAUCGGUUCGAGCGCAACAAGCCAUUCCUUGAGACGCCGAAACGACCGACGGCGUGCUGGAAGUUUGGGUGCUGGGCGCACAGCCGCGAGUCGGGCCCGAACUUGGCUCUUCUCGAGCCAACGCCGCACGCCUUGGCGUCCGCCGCCACGUCCCGAAUGUCUAUGCGUCGAACCUCGAACCUCCGCGUCUCGCGGUUUUCCAUCGCGGGCUCGCGAGGCAUAAGUCUCGGGCGCCUCACCGAGCAGCAGACGUGUCGCAACGGCAUCAUGAGUAUUUUGGCACCCGUUGCCUUUGACGCAGGCAUGCAUCGGUGUGCAACCCACGCAAUCGACACGCUCACGUCACUCGUCCGGAGCCGGUACGCCAAAGCGCGCUUCAUCGCUGCCAAGGUUCUUCUUGAAAUGUACAAGUGCCGCGUGCUCCAGCUGACGAGAGACUCGGUCGCGUUCGUCGCCAUCACGCGACUCGUGUCGUCGCCUCGCCUUGCGGAUGCGGACGCUGCGGCCGAGACGCUGCGACGGCUCAUGAACGAAGGCGACGGCGCUGAGCGCAAGCGGCUCUUGCUGGUGGCGUUCACCGAUCACCUCAACGUGCUGCACGUGACUCAAGCCAUGGCCACGACUGAAUGGGAAAUCGAAAUCAGCGUUAUGCUGCUGCAGCUACUCACCGACGCACUCACACUGUGCAUGGUCCACGACACACCAAGCUCCGAUAUUGCUGUGCCGCCGCCCGACCGGUUCCUGAGCAAGGCCGCGGUCGAGUACCUCGUUCAGCUACAAAGUCGCUGGAAAGAGCACCGUGUGUUUGGCAUGGUCGACCAUGUUCUCGUUCUCAUGCGGCAGUGCUGCGAGCAUCAUGCGAUGAGACGCCAGUCGGCCAACAACGCUGUGCUGCCGGAACCGUGCGAAAACACUCUCAUGGGGACGCGCGAGUACAACGCUGUGCUUGAGCGUCACCGCACCCGCGUGAAAGUACUCACGUCAGUCCAGUGGGUCCUCGCAGAAGGGUACCCGAGCCAGAAGCGGCUUAACGAGCUCUCGCCCAAUACGCGCCGCGCCCUCGAGUCUGUCGCGUCGCUCAUCGCGUUGGGCGAUAACGACCUCGUGGCCUACUUGGAGAGCAACCUCUCCGAGCCGCAGCGAUGGUACCUCGGUGGCCUCCUCGGGUCGGUUGUCUAUCAAACGCAUGACGACAAACCUCCAUCGUAAUGUGAUCA